Molecule: messenger RNA, 881 nt
Organism: Salvia hispanica
Lineage: Eukaryota; Viridiplantae; Streptophyta; Magnoliopsida; Lamiales; Lamiaceae
Product: electron transfer flavoprotein subunit beta, mitochondrial-like
Biological process (GO): amino acid catabolic process; fatty acid beta-oxidation using acyl-CoA dehydrogenase
Cellular component (GO): mitochondrion
Molecular function (GO): electron transfer activity
Source: RefSeq, a predicted model, not a curated record
UCGGGAAAGAAAGAAGUAAAACAGUUUCCGACCAAAAUUUCUGUUCCGGCGAUCAUGAAGAUCCUAGUGGCCGUCAAACGGGUGGUGGACUACGCCGUCAAAAUUCGGGUCAAACCCGACAAGAGCGGUGUGGAGACCACGAACGUGAAGAUGUCGAUGAAUCCAUUCUGCGAGAUAGCUUUAGAGGAGGCGCUCCGGAUCAAGGAGUCGGGCCGGGCCUCGGAAGUCGUGGCCGUGAGCGUCGGCCCGGCCCAGUGCGCUGACACUCUCCGCACCGGGCUUGCGAUGGGCGCCGACCGGGCCAUCCACGUGGAAUGCCCGGGAACGCUUUACCCCCUUUCUGUUGCUAAGAUCUUCAAGGCGCUCGUCGAUGCUGAAAAGCCCGGCCUUCUCCUUCUCGGAAAACAGGCCAUCGAUGAUGAUUGCAACCAAACGGGGCAAAUGAUUGCAGGGCUUCUUAAAUGGCCUCAAGGAACCUUUGCCUCCAAGGUUGUACUCGAUGAAGGAAAUAAAGUAGCAACCGUGGACAGAGAGGUUGAUGGUGGUCUCGAGACCUUGAGCUUGGAUUUACCUGCUGUAAUCACCACUGACCUGAGGCUGAACCAACCAAGAUAUGCCACUCUUCCGAACAUUAUGAAGGCAAAGUCGAAGGUGAUAAAGAAGCUCACUCUGCAGGAUCUGAACGUCGAGAUCAGAUCCGACUUGGAGGUUGUUCAAGUGACAGAGCCUCCCAAAAGACAAGCCGGGGUAGUUCUUUCUUCUGUAGAUGAACUCAUUGAUAGGUUAAAAAACGAAGCACGCGUUAUAUGAUUCUGCGAAAAUUAUCUGCAAUGUUAUGAUAUGUUCUUUAUUGGGCCCUAUGAAGUCAUAUGAUUCUUAUA